Molecule: messenger RNA, 4590 nt
Organism: Patella vulgata (common limpet)
Lineage: Eukaryota; Metazoa; Mollusca; Gastropoda; Patellidae
Product: sodium/hydrogen exchanger 8
Exons: 16
Coding region: 30-1991 (653 amino acids)
Biological process (GO): sodium ion transport; regulation of pH; proton transmembrane transport
Cellular component (GO): membrane; Golgi apparatus
Molecular function (GO): sodium:proton antiporter activity
Source: RefSeq, a predicted model, not a curated record
UUUUGCCAUGCAAAUAAAUCGAAAGAAAGAUGAUCAUCAAGUUAAAAUGGACAUUUUGCGUUUCCAUUAUUUUUGCGCUGUGUUUUGUAUUAUAUAUCGGCAGUACAAGAAGCCAACGUAUCCAUCAAAUCGGAGACAAACAGAAUGUUGAUUUUGAAACUGUUCACAGAAAAGUUAGAGAGAGCGGAGAAAAACCAAAGACUGAGGAUAGGCCUACCCUCAAGUCAACAACUAUUACCACCAGAAGAGUGUUUAUCAAUGCACCCCCAGAACCCGUCUUAAAUAAUAGUAGAACCAAUAACAGUGAACAGGAUGAAAAUACAACAACAGCUGUGCCUAUUACUACUACAGUUAAACCAGACUGUCCUACUAAAGAUACAGCUCAACAAGAACAUGCUAGCAGUCUCACUAUAUUCUUUAUAUUACUUGUAAUUGCUAUAUGUAUACUGUGUGUUCAUUUGUUGAUACAAACAAAAUUCCAUUAUGUCCCUGAAAGUGUUGCUAUGGUUUUGAUUGGUGCUUUCAUUGGUCUGUUUCUAUCACUGUUUGAAUUUGGUAACUGGAAGAAUGAAGAAGCUUUCCCACCUACGAUAUUUUUUAUUGUACUACUUCCACCAAUUAUAUUUGAAUCUGGUUAUAAUUUACACAAGGGUAACUUUUUCCAGAAUAUAGGGUCUAUAUUAGUGUUUGCUGUAUUUGGAACGGUAUUGUCUGCUUUAACUAUUGCUGGUGGUAUAUAUCUGUUAGGGCAGGCUGGAGUAGCUUAUAAAUUAAAUCUGAUAGAAAGUUUUGCAUUUGGUUCAUUAAUAUCCGCUGUAGAUCCAGUAGCAACUCUGGCUAUAUUUCAUGCAUUAGAUGUAGAUCCUAUAUUAUAUAUGUUGGUAUUUGGUGAAAGUGUAUUAAAUGAUGCUGUAUCUAUUGUUUUAACAACGACUGUGCUAGAAUUUCAAGAUCCAGCCUAUGUGGUGGCAAAGAGUGGUGCAGCUAUAUUUUUCCAUGCUGUUGGUCGAUUUUGUUUAAUGUUUUUUGGAUCAGCUGCUAUUGGUGUAUCAUUAGGUCUUGUCAGUGCAUUAACAUUGAAACAUCUAGAAUUACAUAAAACACCAUCAUUAGAGUUUGGUUUGAUGUUUAUAUUCUCCUACUUACCUUAUGGUUUAGCUGAAGGAAUACAUUUAUCUGGUAUUAUGGCUAUACUGUUUGCAGGAAUUACCAUGUCUCAUUAUACACAUAAUAAUCUAUCACCUAUAACACAAAUAACUAUACAACAAACAUUCCGUACAGUGGCUUUUAUAGCAGAAACGUCUGUGUUUGCAUAUCAAGGAUUAGCCAUAUUUAGUUUUAAUUUAGAUGUGAGACCAGCCUUUACUGUUUGGAGCUUAGCGUUAAUAUUAAUUGGUCGAGCAAUAAAUAUAUUUCCAUUAUCUUAUGUCGUCAAUUUUUUCCGUGAACAUAAGAUAACUCGUAAGAUGCAGUUUAUUAUGUGGUUUAGUGGUUUACGAGGAGCUAUUGCCUUUGCUUUAAGUUUACAUCUCGAUUUUAAAGAUGGUGAAAUAAAGUCGGUAUUAGUAACAACGACGUUAAUUAUAGUUCUAUUUACAUUACUAUUCCUGGGUGGUGCCACUAUGCCAAUGAUGAAGUUAUUAAAUGCAGAGAAAAAACAAAAGAAGAAAUCCAAGAGACUGAUAUCUUUGAGUAAAACUAAAGAAAUGGGUGAGGCUGUAGAUUCUGAACAUCUAUCAGAGUUAACAGAAGAAGAAUAUGAAAUUAAUUUUGUUAAACCACAUCUUAAAGGAUUCCUUAAAUUUGAUGCCAAGUAUUUAGUACCAUUUUUUACCAGAAGAUUUACAAAACAGCAAGUUCGUGAUGGUAGAACUCAAAUGGAUAAAUUAACUGAUAAAUGGUAUCAAGAUGUACGAGCGGCACCAUCAGAAUCAGAAUCUGAAGAGGAACCUGCAGAAUCAGUGGGAUUAAUGACCACAACAAUACAAUGAUAUAUGUGUUAUUGUAUUUUUAUCAUUCAUAUAUCAUUAUCUGAGAAAUCCUGUUAUUAUUGAAAUUAUUACAGACAAUGUGAGGUGACAUACCAUGUGGCUAUGUGAUUGAGUGUAUAUUGUGUUUAUGACAGAUAAUCAAUUAUUGUAUAAAGUAUUAUUAAGAAUGUACAGAUCAUGAUAUGGUUGUAAAGUAUAUAUUUUUAUUGUUAUAUUGUGAUGUAUUUAAAUUUCAGACUAUUUAUGGCUGAGUUCGAAUUUCGUGAAAAUCACCCCAAAACUGACAGACAAAAUGGCCGCCGUUCGUUCUCAAAUAGCGUAAAAAUAUGGUAUAUCAAGGUUGUGGACCAGUGAUGGGAUUUUGCCCGUAUAUUCCGGACUUGUCCGAAUCUUUUUUCCAAACGCCCAAUAUUGUCCGACCGGGAAUAUGCCCAAUCGGACAUCAAGACAUGGUGAAUAAUAUUCAAAAUUCCGAAAUUAAUAUAGUUUACUGAGUGUAUUACUACCACUCAACCCGAUUAUCGUCGAUAAUACGCUGGGUUUAUUAGGUAAUUAAGUGAUCAACGUAUUUAUCGUGUUAUACCAUCUAUACAUGUAGUAUAAACCUACCUUGAUUUAACUACUUAAUCUGCCUUGAUUGACUGACUUAAUCCUUUGUCGGACAAUUCAUCAAUCUAAUCUUAAACAGAAGUCAUUGCUUUCCUUUUGUCGGACUAUUCAUCAAUUCAAUAAGAAUGAUUAUAAACCUCGUGGUUUCUCAUUUGUCGGGCAUCUUAAUCGCAUUGAUGUGAGCCGACAUCAUCUAUAAUAAACUAAUCAUAGAUGUCACAUAUCGUAAGAGUAAAUAACACCCUAAAUCAAUGGACAGUCAUUUUGUCUAUGAUAUCUUUUACGUCUUUUAAGAAUCCAUAUAGAAAUUGUCAUCCACAGUGGCACUUUCCCUUGAUCUCGAGCGCGGCACGAAUAUUGCUUUACAUAUUAUUAGGCAGUGCUUACUAUGAAGCCAUGUGAUGAGUCACGUAGGCUAUUAGUCUCUAUUAUCCAGAAAAAUAUUCUACAAAUAUGUUGAAGACUAGGAGUUUCUGGGUGACCGAGACUAGUACGCACCCAGCAAAAUAACAAAAAGGGGAGGGGCUACCAAUAGCUAUAUGAGCAGAAAUUCUUACGUAUUUGUAGGCGUCAAUCAUUCUGCUGUGUUGCCUAUGAUGCCUGUCACUCUGUCGUGACUAUCAAAGAGUGUUAUUCGCUGAAGUUAGCUAUGCCUGUUUACAAGUGAUUUAACUGUUUCGGAAGUUCUGCAUUCAUUUGCUGCCGUAUAAACGAAGACAAGUAAUUCUAAAGGAAUAUUAUGGUUGUGAAUUUGAUGCCGAAGAAGGAUCGGCAAGCUUUCAUUCAACAUAUCACGAAAAUGCUUAAUUUUGUAGGACAUUUACUGACAUAAAUUUGAAUGCUGUACGGGAAUUAAGUGUGAAAAAUAGCGAGGUCACCAAUUUUUAUUACGUACGGGAUUUGAAUAUUUUGUUGACAUGUGGUUUUUAAUUGUGAUAUGAAUUGAAUACUGUACGGGAAUUAAAUAUGAAAAAUAGCGAGGUUCACCUAUUUUUAAUACGUACGGGAUUUGAAUAUUUUGACAUGUGACUUUUAAUUGUGGUACGAAUUCGUCUGCUUAAAUAACGAUAAGAGUUAUGCCCCUUUAUUUUCGGUAAAAUGUCCGAUAAGUAAAAUUUUGAAAUCCCAUCACUGUUGUGGACCCUAUGUAGGUCACAAUUUUUAUCCGAUUUUGUUGAAACUUGAAAUGUAAGUUUAUAACCCAAAGAUCUCAGUUCCUUUCGAUAUAUUUGCGCAUAUCGGACUGUAACUUCCUGAAUUAUGGCCCCUGAUUGUACGAAAAAUCGCGUUUUUAGCUUGUGGACCCUAUAGAGGUAAUAAUUUUUAUCCGAUUUAAAAAAAUGUAUUAUUACAUCACCGUUAUACCUUAAGGACGGCUAAGUAUGAAUUUCGUGAAAAUCGGCCGAUAACUGACAGACAAAAUGGCCGCCCCUCGUUCUCAAAUAGCUUAAAAAUAUGGUAUAUCAAGGUUGUGGACCCUAUAGAGGUCACAAUUUUUAUCUGCUUUCGUUGAAACUUGAAAUGUAAGUUUAUAACCCAAAGAUUUCCGUUCCUUUUGAUAUUUGCGCAUAUCGAAUUGUAAUUUCCUGAAUUAUGGCCCUUGAUUGUAGAAAAAAUCACUUUGUUUUUAGCUUGUUCUCUAUCCAUCUCUCGAAAAUGUGGGCGUAUUCUGCCUGGCAGUCGCUGGUUAAUUUGAUAUUAUCAGUAGGUGGGUUUUGUAUUUGCAAGAGGUUUUAUUUUGCUAUGGGUGACAAAUAAUAGAAGGUUGCACUUGUACUAUUUAAUGGUUUCCAUAAUUUUUACCCAACUUUAAUGGGAACUUUGGUAUACAAAACUACGAAAAAGAUGAAAUCCUCCGAUUUAGAGAAUGAUAUUAUAUUGUUAUUUUCCUUGAUAUCAUUUGUAUAUGCUUUAUUAUCAUAUGUAUAUUAUAUAUUUGUAUAUAAAGAUUUCUGAAAUGAUAUCAAAAUAAAUGUGAUAAUUUAUAUAA